UACUCAAAGUGUUUGGAGGUUUGUCGAGACAAUGGCCACAAGAAUAUCGAUGUGUUGUCCGAAUACGAGAAGAAGGCGUCCAUUGAAGCGAAAAUAGCGGAGAGAAAUGAAAGGAAAAACAAAACCCAAAGACUUAAACAAAAGCGAACCGAAGAGAAGAUUUUAAGUGUUGUUAACUCGAGAGGCAUUAAAUUGAAGAGUUCUUUGUUUGAGUCAAUACAUCCGGCGGCCCAUGGAAAGCAUGUGACCCUCGAUGAGUCUGGAGGUCUGGUUUGGCCCGUUUUGUUCAUAUAUCCCGAAUACGGACAGUCAGACUUCAUUGAGAAGUUUGCAGAAAACGAUACUUUUUUGCAACACUUGAAUGUCAUGUUUGAAGAGUUUGCCGAAUGGGACGCAAAACACAAAUAUAGACCAAACGAUAUAAUAGCGUGCAUUAAACCAAUCGAGAGGUCGAAAGAGAAGAAGAAUGUGAAGACAAAAGUGGAGAUAUCUUUGGGCGACUGUUUGGCGUGCAGUGGAUGUAUCACUUCGGCGGAAACGGUGCUCAUUGAACAGCAGUCACACGAAGAAGUUUAUAAAAUUAUUGAUUUCAAUAAAAAUAACCCGGCAAAGAAGCGCCCGAUUGUGAUGUCGAUGUCGUUGCAAAGCAUCGCAUCGAUUGCCGCUAAAAACCAAUUAGAGAUGGAAAGCGCCGCUCAAAAGAUCUCCACAUUCUUCCACAAUAUAGGAGUGGACUAUGUUUUUGACACAAGUCUUGCCGAACACUUCUCUCUGAUUGAGUCACAGAAGGAGUUUAUGGAGCGCUUCGACAAAAGCCAAUUUCCUGUGCUCUCCUCUGUUUGUCCCGGAUUUGUCUGCUAUGCCGAGAAAACGCAUGGAGAGCUCAUUGUGCCGCUCCUCAGUCGAGUCAAGUCCGGCCAACAGAUUAUGGGAAUUCUCGUCAAACGCUUUCUUAAGGAAAAACAGAUGGACACCAAUAAUGCAUUUCACGUGACUCUUAUGCCCUGUUAUGAUAAGAAACUGGAGGCCACGAGAAGUGAUUCAGAAUUCUGUGAACUCAGUGACCAUCACGUGAAAGAAGUGGACGUCGUUUUGACUCCCAUUGAGAUCGACGUAAUGCUCAGCAAAGAGAAUGUCAUUCUUUCUGAACUAAGCGACAGCCCCUUGGAUUCAAUCACUGGUGACUCGAGUGGCGGUCAUUUGAGUUCACAUUUGGGUUCAGGCUCUGGAGGUUAUGUGGAAAACGUAUUCCGAUUUAUGGCCGCAAAGUAUUUCGAUAGUUAUUACGAAAGUGGACAACAAUUGGAUUAUAAAGUGUUGCGAAAUAAAGACUUCAUUGAAUUAGCUCUUGAGGACGAGUCCGGAAAUAAAUUGUUGUCAUUUGCUGUUAUUAAUGGCUUUCGAAAUAUACAGACAUUAGUCCAAAGGAUUAAACGCAAGACCUGUCACUAUCAAUACGCCGAAGUGAUGGCCUGUCCAUCCGGUUGUCUCAAUGGCGGCGCUCAGCUAAGGCCAGACUCAGUGGAUGACCCGAUACUUGAAAGGGUAGAGAAGUUGUUCAAAUCAAUUCCCAUCACAUCUCUUCCAGUCGAUUGUCACCACAAACUUACUAUUGAUUUAUACGACAAAUACUUUCCAAACGAAGAUAACGCCAGACUUUACGCCGUUUUUAAAGCCGUUCCCAAGACUAAGAACUUAAUUAAUGUGAACUGG
Oppiella nova is the source of this 1713-nucleotide messenger RNA. Lineage: Eukaryota; Metazoa; Arthropoda; Arachnida; Sarcoptiformes; Oppiidae. The record is from the annotation of a GenBank genome assembly.